AUGGGACUCCUGAGGACUUCAGUGAUCCUUCUGCUCCACCUGGCUGCCUGUCGAGCGGCCCCUGUGCGCUGUGAGGAGAAGGUAGUCCGUCUGGAGGCAGAGAUCCAGGGCCUUAGAAACGUCAUCAACGACCAGCAUAACUACAUCCAGGAGCUUCACCACAGCCAGGCCCAGCAGCUGGAGCACAUACCCAACUCACACCUGGGCUCUGACAACCUGUACAGAGACUGCUCUGAGGUGUUUGCGGAUGGUAACGUGGCGAGCGGGCUGUACGUGAUCCGUCCGGAUGGUUCUCCAACUGCUCUGAGCGUCUACUGUGACAUGAACAACGGAGGAGGAUGGACCGUCUUCCAGAGGAGGAGAGAUGGCAAGGAGAGCUUUGACAGAGCAUGGGUGGAGUACAAACAUGGAUUUGGGGAUCUCUUCUCCCCUGAUGGAGAAUUCUGGCUUGGCAACGAUGCUCUGCACCUUCUCACCACACAAGGAAACUACGACCUGCGGAUUGACAUGGAGGACUUUGAGGGAAAUCAGCGCUUUGCAGAGUACAGAAAAUUCAAAGUGGACGAUGAAAAGGACCAGUACCAGUUACACCUGGGGGAAUACAACGGGAAUGCUGGGAACGCCCUGGCAGGCCCUCACUCUACUGGGCAGCAAUGGACCGGUACUGGCCGGGAGUCUGACGGGAUUAAAUUCAGCACCUACGACCACCUGAAUGACGCUCCUGGUGACGUUGACGAUGACGCCAGCUGUAUCAGACACAGCAGGUCGGGCUGGUGGUUCAGCAGGUGUGAUUCAGGCAACCUCAACGGUCAUUACUAUAAAGGACCGUACAAGGCCAUGACCGAUGACGGGGUGGUGUGGUACACCUGGCACGGCUGGUGGUACUCCAUCAAAUCAGUCGUCAUGAUGGUGCGAGCCGCUGACCUCGAGGAUCCACCACAGGGCAUUGCCUCGUUACCGGAGCAACUCCAAUCCAGCAAAACAUCAGGCAACGAGAUCGAUUUUUCUCAUGAGUAGGCCAAAGUCUCUCAUCUCUCCUGCUGGAAGACUUUUGUUUUUGUUAAUAUUUGACUUAAAACGUCAUUCUGUAAUUCAAAUUCUGCUCCAUUUUCACUAUUACACCUGUAAUUUUGAAGUCAUAAUGACUUGAUUGUGACAAUUUUUUGGACUUGCUUCUGUAGAUUGCUUAAGCCUGCAGAUUUAAAAACCUGCUGUAAUAACAAUGUAAUCCUUGAAAAUGCUCCUGAUUAAAG
Cheilinus undulatus (humphead wrasse) is the source of this 1253-nucleotide messenger RNA. Its product is annotated as fibrinogen-like protein 1. The transcript is spliced from 7 exons. Lineage: Eukaryota; Metazoa; Chordata; Actinopteri; Labriformes; Labridae. Gene Ontology annotation, biological process: regulation of immune response; negative regulation of T cell activation. Bases 1 to 1017 code for a protein of 338 amino acids. The record is from RefSeq and is a predicted model, not a curated record.